CAAAGUCAUAGAGCAUCUCAAGUGCUACAACUUUGCCGAAGUGAUCAAAUCGUUUGCUAUUAUCAGUUUUGCGAAAACUGCAUACUUAGUGGGCUACUACUUCCUUCUAUUUCUUUGGAAUUGAACAAAUUUACGUUCUUUAAUGUUUCAUCAAUAGGUUUUUGUAUGCUACAAUCUUUAUGUUGCCUAAUUACAAAUCGUAAUUUACAGUUUAAAUCAAAUGAGAUACAGAAGAAGUUUCUAUUUUCACUAGUUUUGAACACCUUUUGUUUGUUAUGUUAUAUCAUGACUCAAAGUAAUGACUCUUGAAGACUGGGUUUCGUUGCACGUGCGCUCAAAACUUGCAAUUCAUCAGAGUAAAUUUGUCAAUUCAUAGUACAAAAGAUGACACAAUAAAAACAUUCAACUGAUUCAUAAUAUUUCUUUUGGUUGCAAAGUAUAUUUUAUAAGAAUCUUUAAAAAAAUGGCAAGAAAAUGUAAAUUUCCAAAUAUGAAACAUGAAAUAAAGUUGGUUUUGAUUUGGUUAUUAUUAUCAUUUAGAUGACCAUUGAUUUCUUCUUACAGCCUAGAAUCAUUCCCAUAUUGUACAAACUAUUCCAAUGUCACAGAGCUGACACAAUAAGCUACUGUUAAUUUCACAUAAGCCACUGUUUCACCAUGAUGGUCGGUCAUUUCCAUUUUAUUGUAAUCAAUGUACUAUGAUGAUAACCUUAAUGUUGACAAAAUGCAAGCAACUGGCUAGCAUUGGCAUACAAAGUAGAAAAUAAUAUAGAACUCUGUCCCAGUCAAUGAUAAUUCAAUUGAACUUUUUGUAUUUUCAUGACAUUACAAUCCAACAUCAGUUGUAAUUUUUGCAUAUAAAAAUGAAAUGGAAAUUGACACAGGUUGUUCAUUCAUUGCAAAUCAUUCAGCAAGUUAACAGUUGGAUUAAGAGUUAACUUCUCAAAGUGAUUUUUACAAUAAGGAAGUUUUUCAUUUCACGCCAAAUGCGUGAACGUAUUUUUCUUAAUUAAUUUUGUAAAACCAAUCUGUUUGAGAAUGCAUUCUCGAGCUACAUUGCUUUCAAUUAGCAUUCUGUACGUUUGUCUACUGACAAAAACUUCGUUUGCUGCUUGGGUCAGUGACUUGGACCCAAGCAUCGACUGCAAAGCACUUUUGGCUCAAAAGACAGAAGAACGAUCGAAAAAUGCGGAUUUGGAAAAUAAAAUCACGACCUCAAAUGAAAUCGACUACAAAAUGGCCAAGUCUAUCUUUGAUUUCACAGUUAAAGACACGAUGAACGCGAAAGUUCCAUUGGACGACUAUUGCCGUGGAUAUGUGACACUUGUUGUGAACAUUGCAUCGAGCUGCGGAUUAACCGAAAAUAAUUAUGCUCAAUUGACGCAAUUGGACAAAGAUUUUAGAGAUAAGCUACGAGUUUUGUCAUUCCCAAGCAAUCAAUUCGGUGGUCAAAUGCCUGAGGGUGAUGGCGACGAAAUGCUGUGCCAUUUGAAAUCACGCAAUGCUGCACCGGGAGGAAUUUUAGCCAAGAUCGAUGUAAAUGGAGACAAUGCCAUUCCGUUGUACAAAUACUUGAAGGAAAAAUUGAAAGGCGAAGCAGGGCCUGACAUUGAAUGGAACUUUGUCAAAUUUUUGAUUGAUAAGAAUGGACAACCAGUGAAACGCUACGAUAAAAUGGUCGAACCAAUGGCCAUUGUAGAAGAUAUCAAGAAACUUUUCUGAGCCCGGAAAAUGAGCGGAAUAACAUUUUAUGGACAAAAAGGCAUAUUUGUGGGAAUUAUUCUGAAUAAAAUUUCAAAUAAAGAUCUAACACAAAUCACAAUCCAG
Sitodiplosis mosellana (orange wheat blossom midge) is the source of this 1827-nucleotide messenger RNA. RefSeq lists its product as uncharacterized. Gene Ontology annotation, biological process: response to oxidative stress. The transcript is spliced from 4 exons. Gene Ontology annotation, molecular function: glutathione peroxidase activity. Bases 1039 to 1722 code for a protein of 227 amino acids. NCBI's taxonomy places the organism in Eukaryota, Metazoa, Arthropoda, Insecta, Diptera, Cecidomyiidae. The record is from RefSeq and is a predicted model, not a curated record.